GCAAAGGGCUAAGAGGCAGGUCGAAUUGUUGGAGAGGAAGAAAGACAGAGUACACAGAAGGGCAAAGCACCAUGAACGCCCCUGAUCGUUACGAGCGGUUCGUCGUACCAGAAGGCACCAAAAAGGUAUCCUACGAAAGAGACACGAAAAUUAUCAACGCUGCUUCCUUUACACUUGAGAGAGAAGAGCACACCAUAGGCAACAUCCUCCGCAUGCAACUGCACAGGGACCCAAAUGUUUUGUUUGCAGGUUACAAGCUUCCACACCCGCUUCAGUACAAGAUAAUAGUUAGGAUACACACAACAAGCCAAUCAUCACCAAUGCAGGCAUACAAUCAGGCUAUAAAUGACCUAGACAGGGAGCUCAACCACUUGAAGAAUGCGUUCGAGGAAGAGAUGAUGAGAAUUUCGAGGGAAUACUAAGCAGUACGGCUGAGCAACAUUAUUUUGUUGAAUGGAGAAACUUGACCAUGAUUGAAGAUUCAAGAGGGAACUUGAGAUCCCAAGCAUAUUUUGCUUGCUGUUAAUGAUAAUUCUCUUGUUUGGUAGACCUUAUUCUACGUUGUUAUGGUGUGCGAUGGAAUUUUGUUGCCAAGUAAAAUCCAUUUGUAAGUUGGAUAGACCUUGAAAUGUAAUGGCAAUUUACUUGCAGAUGUAGUUUGUGGACUACCAUUUAUUCAAAUUGAUCCAUGUUGGAGAGA
Messenger RNA from Nelumbo nucifera (sacred lotus), 700 nucleotides. It is a transcript of the gene NRPB11, whose product is annotated as DNA-directed RNA polymerase, RBP11-like protein. Gene Ontology annotation, molecular function: protein dimerization activity; DNA binding. Lineage: Eukaryota; Viridiplantae; Streptophyta; Magnoliopsida; Proteales; Nelumbonaceae. Gene Ontology annotation, biological process: transcription by RNA polymerase II. The record is from RefSeq and is a predicted model, not a curated record. Gene Ontology annotation, cellular component: RNA polymerase II, core complex.